This is a messenger RNA of Labeo rohita (rohu), 577 nucleotides long. Its product is annotated as microtubule-associated protein tau-like. The coding region runs from base 1 to 249 and encodes 82 amino acids. The transcript has a single exon. The record is from RefSeq and is a predicted model, not a curated record. NCBI's taxonomy places the organism in Eukaryota, Metazoa, Chordata, Actinopteri, Cypriniformes, Cyprinidae.
AUGCAGAUUGAGUCUUUCAAGCUAAAUUUCCGCGAGAACGCCCGCUCUCGCACGGACCACGGCGCCGACAUCAUCACCUGGCCCGUCUCGGGUGACAGCCCUGUCCACCCCCACCUGCUCCGCAGCAGCGUCUCGCUCAACGACUCCCUCGCGACCGCCGGCAUCCCUCGCUCUCACACCACCCCGGCCCUCCUCUCCUCCCAGGAACAAGAGGGCGACGCUGGCUCGCUCACCGGACUCCGGACAUGAUCUCUGUCUUUUCAUUGGUCCGCAGCUCUCUCUAAACCCCGCCUCCUACCAUUGCUAAGACUCAUAUGAUUGGUGUGCUCCUUGUUGACGUUCUCGAUUCCUGCUCGGUAGGGCCGUACAUACUACAGUCGUCAGGAUGCGUGAAAAUUGGCCGCAGUCGAAGGCGGCUGGGAGUGAAAGUUCGCCCGAGAGUCUUUAGACUUAGCUAGUUAGACAUGGCUAAACUCACGCUACUCAUACCUAACAAUCAUCACACCUGCUACGUCACUCGUUGUAGAGCAUGAAUCUAGUUUAGUUUCUUUUUCUUUUUUUAUCUGUGUUGCAACUC